Molecule: messenger RNA, 1410 nt
Organism: Symbiodinium sp. CCMP2592
Lineage: Eukaryota; Dinophyceae; Suessiales; Symbiodiniaceae
Source: the annotation of a GenBank genome assembly
AUGGCUGGUCGCGUUGUCUCCGCCACUGCCUUCGCCCUCUCCGCUGGCAGCUGCCUCGCUUUCGUUGCACCAAAGGCACAGGAGACCACCUCCGCUCUCCGCGCCAGCCCGGCGGCGGCAACAUCGGCCCCAGCAGCGGCCAGCGUGGGUGCAGCAGGUGCCGUAGCUGCCCUUGCAGCAGGCGCCGUCGGCGCUUCUCUCCGACAGGGCAGAGGUCAGGCAACUGCCCGCCGGGUGGUUGGCGUUUGCCUGCCCUUGACCGACAAGUUCGAUCCUCUGAACCUGGGCAACACGGAUGCCAAGAUGGAUCGGUACACCGCUGUUGAGAUCAAGCACGGCAGGGUUGCAAUGAUCGCCACUGUCGGCUACAUCAUGCCCGAGAUCUUCCGCUUUCCUGGCUGCGAGGAAUUCAAGCACGGACUUGGUGCGCUGGAGAGCAUCCCCGUUGAGGGCUGGGUGCAGCUCUUCGCGCUGGUUGGUGCCCAUGAAGUGCUCGUGAAGCCGCGCGAGGGUGGCAUGGGUCUCUACGACUUCGGCCUUGGCACUGAGCUCCUGGACGGAAUCGAUGAGGAGGAGCUCGAGCGAAAGCAGACCUCCGAGCGCAACAACGGAAGGUUGGCCAUGAUUGCCAUCCUCGGAUUGAUGUGGCAGGACGGCACCUUUGGUGAGCCGCCGCUGACCUACAUGAACAAGAACGGCUUCUGGGGCGAGCCCGUGCAGUUCAUCGUGCAGCACAUCGCCAACUGCCAGUCUUUCGCGGGAUCCUACGUCAACAACGGCGGCCUCUGCGCGCAGCGCCCCCGAGGCGGGCGAACGGUGAUGCGGGCCAUGCAGAAGCUCGCAGAGGGCGACUACGUGGAGCUGGAGACCUAUCCCAAGGAGAUGGAGAUGUCUCCGUCUGUGCCGUUCCUGCGAUACCCCCAGGUCCUGAAGGGCUGGGUUGGCGAGGAGAAGGGCUUCGACCCGCUGGGUGUCACUGAUGCUCUGCCGGUCUACUGGGUCCGUGAGGCGGAGCUGAAGCACGGCAGAAUCGCCAUGCUGGCCACUGUAGGCUGGAUUGCCACUGACCUUGGCUUCCGCUUCCCGGGCGAGAAGUUCCAGGCCGUGGCGAACUCCGUUGAGGCUCACGACAAGAUGGUUGAAGCCGGCUACAUGCUCCCCUUCUUCGGGGCCAUCGGUAUCUUUGAGCUCUUCGCCUUGUGGCUCUUCUUCCAGUCGUGGCCUAUUGGCGAGGGCAUCAACAGGGAGGCGGGCGACUAUUGGCUCGGCAAGCAGUUCCUGCCCAAGGAGCCCGAGAAGGCCAAGGACAUGAAGCUGAAGGAGCUUGAGAACGGUCGUUUGGCCAUGUUCGCUUUCAGCGGCAUCGCCACGCAGGCCGUCAUCACCGGGAAGCCUUGGCCUUUCUUCUAA